UGGUUAUACAAUAUCGAAAUUAGGUUUGGAUUCUAUUUUAGUAAGCCUGUCCUAUUCUCGCAUCAGGAGCCGCCUUGAGCCAAGUCUAUACGUACUGCACAUGCGCAGUACGCUUGUUGAUUUGAGAGGGGCAUUACACAAUGCUAUGCCUCUCGCAUUGUUGUAGCAUUAACGUCAGAUAACAGUGCGGCGCAUGCAUGCGCUGGAACUAUCAUUACGUCAUGCAGUGAGUGUGUUGCGUACUCUAUUCUCGCCAUAAUCACCUUUGCAAACGACAACACUAACUCAGUUGCAUUCGGCGUCACUCUCUGCUACAUGACUUGUGUGUAUAUGCUUUCUGUGAGAAGACAUACGUGGAGUGGCUCGAAUCAUUGUGUCAACUUGUCCUGAACUUGUGAAGGCUUCACCAUAGAGCAAGAAACAGACCUAUACCACUUCCCGUGUCAUUCUGCUUAGUGACGAUAUUGGAUUGGCAACUUGAAGAGUCUGACGCGACAUCUGCAGAAAUCUUACAUUUUGUGUUCAGCCUAAACUUAUUCAUAAUGCCCUCUACCAGUGAGAAACCGUACGCGUGCGACAUCUGCGGAAAAUCGUAUGUGCAGAAAGGAGGCCUCAGGUCACACAAGAUGACCCACACCGGCGAGAAACCGUACGCAUGCGACAUCUGCGAGAAAUCGUUUAGGGACAAAUUAGGCCUCGGGCUACACCAGAGGAUCCACACGGGCGAGAAACCGUACACAUGCGACAUCUGCGGGAAAGCCUUCACGCAAAGCGGAAGCCUCGUGCUGCACAAGAGGACCCACACCGGUGAGAAACCGUACGCAUGCGACAUCUGCGGAAAAUCGUUUGCGGCGACUGGAAGCCUCAGUAAACAUACGAGGACCCACACCGGCGAGAAGCCGUACGAAUGCGACAUCUGCGGGAAAUCGUUCUCAGAAAACGGAAGCCUGAAGCUACAUAAGAGGAUCCACACCAAUGAGAAACCGCACACAUGCGACAUCUGUGGACACUCGUUCUCGCAAAUUGGAAACCUCAAAAAACACCAGAGGACGCACAACAGUGACAAAUUGUUCGCAUGCGACAUUUGCGGGGAAUCAUUCACGGAGAGAGUAAUUCUUCGGCAACACAAGAAGACCCACACUAGCGAGAAACCGUACACAUGCGACAUCUGCGGCAAAUCGGUCGCACUGAACGGAAACCUUAAACUACACAAGCUGACCCACACCAAUGAGAAACCGUACGCAUGCGACACCUGCGGAAAAACCUUCGCGCGGAAUGGACACCUCAAUCGCCACAAGAAGAUCCACACCGGCGAGAAACCGUACACCUGCGACAUCUGCGGCAAAUCAGUCGCGCUGAAAGAGAACCUCAAACUGCACCAGAUGACCCACAAUGAGAAAUCGUUCAGAUGCGACAUCUGCGGAAGACGGCUCUCGACGAAAGGGACUUUUAGGCAACACCAAUUGACCCACACCAAUGAGAAACCGUACGCAUGCGACAUGUGCGGAAAAUCAUUCUUGUGGAGUUUAAGCCUCAAGCUUCACAAGGCGACCCACAGCGACGAGAAACCGUACACAUGCGACAUCUGCGGAAAAUCGUUCCCGUAUAAUCAAAGCCUCAAGGAACACAAGAAGACCCACACCGAUGACAAACCGCUCGGAUGCGACAUCUGCGGGAAAUCUUACAAGUUUGCGAAUAGCCUCAGAAUGCACAGAAUGACACACACAGGUGAGAAACCGUACGCGUGCGACAUCUGCGAGAAAACGUUCGCGCAGAAUUCAGGCCUGAGGCUACACAAAAAGACCCACACCAACGAUAAACCCUACGUAUGCGACAACUGUGGGAAAGCGUUUAUGCACGUUGGAAGCCUCAAGAAACACCAGAUAACCCACACCAAUGAGAAACCGUACGCAUGCGACAUCUGCGGAAAAUCGUUCGCGCGGAAUGAAUACCUUAAGGUACACAAGAUGACCCACACCGGUGAGAAACCGCACACGUGUGUCAUCUGCGGGAAAUCAUAUGCACAGAAAGGACAGCUUAAUCGACACAAAAUGACCCACACAUAUGACAAGCCGUGCAGAUGUGACAUCUGUGGACAAUCUUACAAAUAUACGGAUCAGUUGAACCGGCACGCGAUGACCCACACCAGUGAGAACCCGUACGCAUGCGACAUCUGUGGGAAAUCGUUCGUGUGCGAAAACUACCUGAAAAUGCACAAGAAGAUCCACGACGACAAUAGGGAGAGACCAUUUACUUGUAGCUUCUGUGGCAAAGGGUUUACGGACAAAAUCAAGGUUCGGCGGCAUGAGAGGAUCCACACCAAUGAGAAACCGUUCACAUGUGACAUUUGUGGCAAAUCGUAUAGGUGGAGCUCGAGCCUUCAAAAGCAUUUCAAAGCUACAGACCAUCAUUUGCAGCCAUCCUAACUGUAACUGACGUCAUAACAAUGUAAUGAGUCUUGAAAAUCAUACUUGAUUAAAGAUCGUAACGGGACUAAAAUUCCUGUGAAGUGAUUCUUUCUGGCAAGCUGUCAUUUGGAAGAAAACAGUGAAAGAAGACCAUUUCCACCGUGGGUCUAAAGGCGCAUUUCUGGAAAUUUCCGUUUAGUACAUUGUUCAUGUAGUUCGUUUUUAAUUACUCGAAGCGUGCACAAGCGGUGACACAUUGUAUAUACAUUGUAUAUACAAUGUAUAUACAUUGUAAAUGAUAUUAGUUGCUCACAUUUGAGUAGUUUUACCUUCAUUUGUAGCAUAGGAUGAAAUUAACCAAUUUCUUGAGAGUGAGGCAUGUGAGAGUGUCCUGAAUACAUUGUACAGUCGAACACCUUUAUAACAAGGUCCUUGGGACUUUAUGAAUUCCACCUUGUUAUAGUUUGAAC
Molecule: messenger RNA, 2878 nt
Organism: Patiria miniata (bat star)
Lineage: Eukaryota; Metazoa; Echinodermata; Asteroidea; Valvatida; Asterinidae
Product: zinc finger protein 62 homolog
Exons: 2
Coding region: 543-2426 (627 amino acids)
Source: RefSeq, a predicted model, not a curated record